GCCGGCGGCCCCGGGGCGCCGCCGCCAGCCGGGCGGACAGCUCCGCCGGGGGAUGACUCAGAGCCGCGGCCCCUGCAGCGAAGCCGCCGCCGCACCGUGCUCCGCGCCGCGCCGCCCCAUGCCCGCGUCCCCCGCCGGGGGCCGCGCUCCACCCGCCGCGCCCGCCGCGCCGCGCACCGGAUGAUGCCCCCGCGGGGAGCGGCGGGCUCCUGCCGCCGGCGGCGCCUGGCGCCCCUCAACGAGGACAACGGGCGGUUCCUGCUGCUGGCCGCUCUCAUCGCGGCGUACCUGAGUGCCGGCGCCACCGUCUUCUCGGCCCUCGAGAGCCCGUCGGAGGCGGCGGCGCAGCUCCGCUGGAACCGGACUCUCCACAACUUCAGCCGCAUCUUCAACAUCAGUCUGCCGGAGCUGCGCGCCUUCCUGCGGAGCUACGAGGCGGCCAUGGCCGCGGGUAUCCGCGUCGACGCCCUGCGGCCCCGCUGGGACUUCCCCGGCGCCUUCUACUUCGUGGGCACCGUCGUCUCCACCAUAGGUUUUGGAAUGACCACACCAGCAACCGUGGCUGGAAAAGUAUUUCUAAUCGUUUAUGGCCUUUUCGGGUGUGCCGGAACUAUCCUUUUCUUCAACCUCUUCUUGGAGCGCAUUAUCUCCCUCCUGGCGUUUAUCAUGAAGGCGUGCCAUGAAAGACAGCUGCGAAGAAGUGGCCUCCUACCUCCCAACUUCCGAAGGGGCCCAGCUGUGUCGGGGGUGGGCAGCCUUGUGGGCUGGAAGCCGUCCGUUUACCACGUAAUGCUGAUUCUGGGAAUUUUUGCUAUCACCCUUUCAUGCUGCGCCUCUGCCAUGUACACGGCGGUGGAAGGAUGGAACUACGUUGACUCCUUGUAUUAUUGCUUUGUCACAUUCAGCACCAUCGGCUUCGGAGAUUUUGUAAGCAGCCAAAAUGCUGCGUAUCAAAAUCAGGGAUUAUACAGAUUCGGAAACUUCAUAUUUAUAUUAAUGGGGGUAUGUUGCAUAUACUCUCUUUUUAACGUCAUCUCAAUCGUAAUCAAGCAAGUUUUGAACUGGGUGUUGAAAAAAUUUGAAUGCAGAUGUUGCCCAAAGUGCCAUAAAUCAAGUGCCCGCCUCGGACGUCGCAAUGCCAUCACUCCAGGAGCUCGCCUGCGUCGACAUAACAUCUCAGUGGAUGCUGAUGGACAGUACGACAGUGACACGGAGGGGAGGAGGCUCUCUGGAGAGAUGAUCUCCAUGAGGGAGCUCACGGCAUCAAAUAAAGUCUCCCUGGCCAUUUUGCAAAAGCAGUUGUCUGAGACAGCCAACGGCUACCCAAGGAACGUUUGUAUCAACACGAGACAAAACGGCUUCUCUGCAGGGGUGGGUGCUCUAGCCAUCAUGAACAACCGCUUGGCAGAAACAAGUGACUCUAGGUAGAGUUUUUGAAAUGCGUUUUGUUUAUUUAAUAAAAAUAAAACGGUGAUUGGGGUGGAAUUGUCACUGUAAGCUACUGGAAAGUUUUAAAUUCAGAGACAGUCUUGGUAUUCUUUGGGUGUUCAGCAUUUUAGUUUCUGGGGGUUUUAUAAGUCUUCUCUAAUAUGCAGUAACAUCUUUACUGUAAUGUUGCAAUUUUCCCCAAAGGGGUUUUUGGAAGAGACUUGCAUGUCUUUGAUGCAGAAUAUGAUGCAAUUGUAGAAGGAUGGUGUGCAUGGUUAGGAUGGUGUCAAAACCAACAUGCUCUUCUCCAGAACAUAACCUGAACACAAACUCUGUUAAAAUAGAUUAAAUGGGCAAUUUUGGCUCCAGAUUCAAACUUGGGGUUAAUAAGGUUUGGCUAAACCAGUAUCUCACAGUUUGUUAAAGUCUGGAUCUGGCCCUGAACUUUGUGCUCAAUACUCUUCAGCAAUUCCUCAUAGCAGGCCUGUAUAUAACAUACAUGUAGGUGACUGCAGUUACACCAGAUUUAGGGUGACUGUGCUUCACUUGAAUAAUCCUACUGAUUUCAAUGGCAGAGGAUUGAAUGGGCUGAAUUCCCCUGGCUAGAAAUGAUGGGCUUUAGCCAGUCUUGUCUGAAACGCUACCUACUACCUAACUCUUAAAAGCCAGGGGAUUAUGAAGAACAAUGUUAGAAUGUGCAAAACUCUUCCUACCUACUGAGUUACUGAAAACAGGCAAUUAUCAACUUUAGUACUGACUUCAUUUAAUGCAAGAGAAGCCAGUAUGCAUGUCUGGUGUCAAAUAAUUUCUUUUACAUGAAAAUAAGUAGCUAAAAUGAAUGUAAUGUUGUCCUAAAUUUGCAUCUUUUACUUCUGCAAUAUUGCUGCAGAGAUUCACAGAAAUUGUUUCCUUGCAGUUCUUUGGGGGCCCCAACCCUGUACUUGUUUCCCACAUUGUGUAGGUUACACAGAAGAGCAUUGCUUUGGAGCUCCCCUAGAAGCUGGCUUCCCCCAAAACAUAGCUGUUUCAUAAAUUGUCCUUAGGCUGUUGCUUCUGUCUUAAGUCAUAUUUAACCUGUGCUAGCCCAAACCACUGAAGCAAACCUGGUCUAAGUGUCUACUUUAGCAUGACCAACAGGUGCAGAGGAAUUGCUGCAAAUCUCCUUCAGAAAUACAUGCACAGCUCUGGAUCGUUUCUCUAAGUUCUCUAUACUAUGCCACUCCUUUAAUGCUGUGGAGAUAAUGAAAAGGCUUCUAUUGAUUCCAGCAAGAAAUAAAACUUAAGCUUAGAGUCUGAGAAGCCACAAUUGCCUGCUUUUGAAAACUGCUUGGGAAAUUAUAAACAAGACCAUGAGUACUAGGUUGAGUGCUGAAUACAUUGAAAAAGUUGAUGCAAACAAACUAGGAAUAUUAGAAAUGUUUGAAAAUAUUUCCAUGAAGUUUCACAUAGAUGUUUUACUCUGUUUACUUACUUUACUUUGUUUUGCAUGGGUUUGGGGGAUCCAUCUUUUUGCUUUCCUUUAAAUUUGCAGUAGUGGAAAACAUUUUGGAAUUUAACCUUGGAAAACUAACUUUUCAUUUGAAGUCUUGCACACUUGCGCCUGCCAGCUGAAGUAUUGCAGUGAUUGUAUCUUUUGCCUAAAGGAGAUGAAAUCAGAGCAGCAGAUAAACCGUCACACCUGGAUCUGCAUCAUACUAUAAACAUAGUCACAGCUUUUAUCAAGAUGCGUUUGGCCAGAAACACUCAAUGAUGUUUGUGUUCUGUUUGUAGCUGAUACAGAUUCAUAUUUAAGAGUACGUGGUAUGGCAGAGACAGCAUUCAAGAGAUGUUCAUCUGGCAGGAGCUUCCUUGGUGGCAGAGAGACUCCCUAAGGUCCAUGUGUCUGAGUGCCUCUACCUCAGAUGCUACAUUUGUUUGGCCCUUUGAAGAAUCAGACAGAGGUCAAAGUGUUUGGUGAUCCUAAUUUGAAGCCCAAUGAAGGCUAAAUUUAAGCAGGAUGUGUAGGGGCAGGUCAUGGUUUGGGAAAGAUUCAAAGACUGACCACAAAGACCCAGUUCAGGAAGGCUUCUUCCAGAGAUGCAGGAAACAUCUUUAGAACCGCAGGGACAGGGAAUGAAAAUUUGUUCUUUUCCCUCAGGAUUACCCACAAGGAUAAAUCUCUUUAAUGAUGAAGAUUUAUAUGUUUGUUUCUUAAGAGGCUGAAUGGGGCCCUAUUCUCUUUUUGCAGCAAGACAUCUCUUAGGGUUGUGCCUUGGUAUAUUUGCCAUUACGGAGACUAUUACUCAUUAGAAUGGAUGCCGCUAUGUGAAGUGCUUUGCAAAUCAAGGCAGACAGACUCUGUCCCGAAGGACUUAGGAGUUUGAAGAUAUAGGACCCCAGGUCACAGCAGAAUUACUUAGGUUUAUUAUUUUACUCAUAAAACAUGUUCAAAUGCAUUAACAUUCUGUGAACUCAAGAACUAUAUUUUUAUGAUAACAAGUUUGCAAAUUAAGGGGUUUUAUUUUUUCAGUAAGCUGUUUUUAAAGGAUAAAUAUUAUAACUAUGAUAGGGACCUGUUUAAAUAUUUAUAAAUUGUUUUCAAACUACCUAUUCCUGCCUGGAAAUACAGUGUAGUAAUACAAAAUUGUACGUACCUCCUCUGCUAUUUCUGUACUUCUUCUGAGUCCAGUCAAAGGCAGACAUGCCAUCUGGUGUAAUACGAUUUGAAUGUUUCCAAGCCUUUUUGGUACCAUUGGUCACACUGGUGCCAUUGCAGGACCCUUUGUAGUUCCUAUAGACUCCAAGAGGAGUUGGAUUAGCUCCUAAGGCUGGGUUCCCCAAGGGAUUUGGGCAUCUGUUUGCUAUUCUGUGCACUUAAGUCUAAGGUUUCUUUACUCCCAAAAUCAUUGAUAAACUCCAUUCUGCACCUCCUUAGCCUCAUAGAUAUAUAAAAGGCAUGCCUAAGUGUCUACCAGUGCCCCUGUUUCAUGCAGUGCACGUAUCUCCAGAAGCUGACACAACUCAACCACAGUGAAGCCCAGUUUAUAUAUGGGCCCCCAUAACAAAUCCCCAAACCCAUGUGGCUCAGCAAGGCCAUUUUAUGAGAUGGUACAGAGCAUGGUUAAUGAGCUUGUUCUCACUGGGGAGCAUCUUACAAGGGGUGGCCUUACAUUCAGUAGGCAAGUUAUCUUUCAAGGAUGAGUGAAAACCAAGCUCCAAAUCUUUACUCUUCUGCCCGCUAACCGUCACCUGUGUGCAUGAGUACAUGAGCCAAGAUGAUGUAGGAAAUUGGAGAUCAGUCUUUCCUAGUCCUCCCUGCUCUUUCUUUAGCUUUUUUUUUUAUGACAACUUGUCUUUAAACUUGCCAGACUUGGGCACUGAACUCGUCUUUUUGAUUGUGCAUGGUCCAGCUCAGGAUUCCCUGGGGCAGACUACUCUUUUUGUGAAUUAAAUGCUAAACAUGCACCAGCUGCACCAAGUGCAAUUCCUCCUGGUGUUUCGUUUUCACAGACAAAACAGAUACCUGCAAUACCCGGACACAGGCCUGGAGCACAAGAAAUCAGAAGGAAACUGAAGGAAGAGAGUGGGACAGUGAAAGUACACUGCACUAGAUUGCAAUUUCUUUUAAGGUGACUUGGGAGUUGUAUUACAUUCUUGAAAUUUUCUUUUUUCCAGGUUUUAUUUUUGGACAGCCUCGAAAGAGUGCAAUUAACUUUGGACUUAAAAGUUCAUCUUCCCUGAUACUACCCCCUCUGCACCACCCUGCAACACAGCAGCAGUGACUCCUACCUGGCACAGACCCAGACAUCCCAGUUGCGCUCUGAGCAGGUGGGCAGCACAGAUGGGAGCCCAGAUCCCGUGUCCCUCAUUGGACUUUUGCUGUCUGAGCCUGAGAAGAGCAUCCAGGAGCAGGAGAAAGCUGCAGGACUCGGGGCUUCUCUGCGAGCCAGGCCCUAGUGAGAGCAACGAUUGCACAGGCAUGAGCUGCUCCGACCUCCAACAAGAAGGGAGGAGAUAUUGUUUUCACCUGGCCCAUGUGCUAAUACCUUGCAGAUAAGAAUUAAAAUUUAAGUAAAAAUUUAUAAGGGACAAUGACCAAAUUCAACCGAUGUCUUAUCUUUCCCCUGGAACUCAGGGCAGAAUGGUUACAGGGAACAGUUUUCUUGUGAAACCUGUAGUGUGGCAAGUUGCUACAUCUGCUUCUUGGGGUUGGUCUUCCCUGUGUGUGUCUUGGACAAAGUUUGGAGUUGCACUGAGAUGUCACCUGAUUCUCUUUGGUUUCUUCCCAUCUGCAAACACAAUUCUCAUUUUGUGCAAAAAAUUCAGGUUGUUUUUUAUUUCCUUGCAAUGCGAAGGAUGUCCUUCAGAUGCCAUAGAUGUUCAGGGGAGCAAUCUCAUUGACCUCAGUUGCAGACAGACGUUUCUGAAGGAUGAGGCUAUAGUUUCCCUGUCACCCUAUGGAAGAAGCAUUGCACAAAUAUCUCCAUUACUGCUAGCAAGAUGUACAAAGGUACUUUAGGCAGUGGUUGGGGGGCCAUGCAGCAGUAGGCACAACUGAAAAUGGAAAGAAGAAGGUCUGUUAUAAAGGAUAUCUGUGCCUCUUUGACAUGUACAUGCUAACUGAUAACGCAGUUGCCAGCUCUGCUUGCAGCAAAAUUUACUCAUGGAAGAGAGGAAAGGCAACAAAACUACACUAAAGCUCUCGGUGACCACCUAAUGCCAUGCUGGGGUUACCCAGAGAUGCACAGGGUUGCUGCCCAUUGCUGUAGCGCUGGUGUCCCCGCACAGCUUUGGCCCUGGCCCAUAGUCACUUCUUCUCCCAGCUUUCUGUGGGUGAAAAUUCGGGUAUACUAUGACCAUUUACCUAUAUUUCAGUCAUGUCUUGACUUGCUACUGAACGGAGGACUUCAGCAGCAGUGGAGGCCAUAUAGCCAGGCACAUGGACCUGCUAUGAACCUGAUUGCCCAUGUGGGCCAAAUUUAUAAUCAUAUGGAAAUUAGCUGUAACAACGAGACUGUUCUCAUUUUUUUGUGUUUUUCUAACCUUUAACUUGAAAAAUAUUCAGUGACUAAUUAUUACAAUGAAUGUUCAGAGCUAAUCUAAACAAAAUCAUACUUUGCUAGCAAAUCUAUGGAUAUAGCUUCUGCUCUAACUGGAUUACUAAUGUGCCUUUCCAAACCAACACACAUUUUCAAUGUUAUAUUUAAAUUAUACAAUAGAUGUUAUGUUACAUAAUAAAUUCAGUUAGGGCAUAUUAAUACUUGACUCACACAAAGUAACUAAUGAAGUGUGCAUUACGCACUGUACAACCAAUAUGCGAUUUCUUUUUUGUGAAUACAUCCACAUUUGAGCUCAUAUAUUGCGUUUGUGAAUGCUCAUGCAAGGAAAACAGAAGCAUUACAUUUUGGAAGAUGCAGGAAGGUGUAGCCAAUUCCGCUGAGAUCUGACACAUAGGAUACGCACAGCAAGUGAUUCAUUAUGCAUUGUAAAUAUGUUGUGAAGCAAUGGCACAGGGGAAGGACUACUUCAGUUUACACGGCCACAGUCUGAAUGCAGCUAUCAAUAAAGACACAUGCCUUUUUUCUUAAUCUUUUUGUUUAUUAAAUAGAUAAUAUCCACCCUUGAAUUAGAAUAUACCUUUGGGUGUCAAAAAAAAAAAAAAAAAAAGGCAAUUCCCUAAAUAUUGCAUAGCCAAAAAGAGAUAUAGGAUCAAAUCCAAACUUUCAGCUCUCAGGAACCAACAUGGUGUAGUUUUACUUUUAACUGGGGUUGCAAACCUGCAGCCUUUCUGUCUGUUGUAUUUAGUCCUUCCUUGGGAUAGGAAAGAGACAGUAAAUAUGGAUACGGUUUAUAACAGAGUACACAAUAGCCUGACAGUUUAGCAUGAGGGGAAAAAAGAUACAAGCUUUUCCUAAGGUACAGCAAGUGUACUGUUAUCAAGGAAUGGGAAGUGUGGGGAAAGGGAAAGGCUCGGGAGUGUUUUCCAACAAAUCCAGCAGAAAACCAAAUACUUGCUUUGCUCUCCAUAUGCAUGUGCAUGAUGCCCCGUCACAAAAUGGUGAGACACUGUCACAUCCCCAAGUAGCUCUCGUGGCACAGAGGCUCAGCUACCUUGUCUGGAACAUGCAGUAUUUUGUGAGAAACAGGGGGAAGAGAGAGGGACCACAUGCUUGCACUCACCAUCCACACUUCAUUUAGGAGGUGAACACUGUCAAGGGCUGAUUUUGGGAAGAAGAUCACCCAGCCUACGACUGGAAGAGCAGCCAUGCUCUUGCAGCAGCCAUCACCCUUGCAGUGAUGAACAGUAUUUUGGGUCCAUUGUAGGUGCAGAUUCUCAUGUCCCUAGUCCCCCCAGACCCACGGCCACGCCAUGCCCAGGUGUGUCCCAGCCAGCUUACAAGCUUGGGCUCAGCAUGAAGAUGUGAGUGGAUUUGAAAUUGUGUAACAUCAUCAUCCCAUGUGUUUUCAGGCUUAGGCCUCCAGCAGUUGAUGCUUUAUCAGACCGUCUGAGAGGUACAAAGGUGUUCCUGUAGCCUCUUUGUACUUUGCAGACUAUAAGAGUACUUUGUAAAGCCAGUGAGUCAAUGCAAAACUAAUGCUUUUAUAAUAAUACACAAUAAACAACAUGAAAAAAAAAUACUGAUAUUUCUGACAGUGUGCAAUUCAAACCCCAAGUUUUGUCUCAAUGGCUGUCAUUUCCUAAUUUUUGUACUAGUGAAUCAGUUUUAUUCCCUGAAACUAAAAUGAUGUCUAGAAAAUUUUUGCCUGUAGUAACAUCCAUGGGCUGUACAGGCAGUGCAAAAAUUAAGUUCCAAUUUUAUUGUAAAACCUCAGUAUCAAAAGCACAUCUGAAAAAAAUAGUUUUGUGUGUAUAUAGGCAUUAUUUAUUUACAAAAAUAAAAAAUUCGAUUUCUCUACAUAUAUAGACACCCUUAUAGCUCACUAGAAUACUACUUUGUUGUAUACCCUGUACAAAAAUAUUAGUUCAAAAUUUCAAGCCAAUUUAAAAUACUUUAAUUACAAUUUAUCUCCUCAAAAGUAUUCCUGCUUAUAUUAUUUCUUUUUAAAGGGGCACAGCGUGGUAGAUAUCUUCAUCUGAGCUGGCAUUAUUAUCUGCUAUUACAAACAUCAAGAAUUUUACUUCUGCAGUUGAUUCUACUGAUUUUGGUGUUUGCUUACUUCUGUAUUCUACUAGGUGUGAAUUACAAAAUGAAUGAUCAGUGUUCUGCUAAUUCCUGCUUGGUAUCACUUUACCAUUUGCAUUGAUUACAAGCAGCUGAAAUAUUAACACUAGCAAAUAAAUCAGCAAAUGUUCCCAGACACACCAAAAUCAGACACUUUUCUGAACCUUUUUGGUUUAAAAAUUAUUUUGUAAAGUCUGAGUGUAAAUUACUUGUCGUGGUUGGAAUUGGAAGAUAGAUAAUUUUUCCUUCCAACAGAAAUCCUUGACAUGAACCCAAUGAAAGAUGCUAAAGAUCGAGUUUUAAGUGAAAAGACCUUCCUAUUUUAUUUGCCCAUUUUAUCUAAUUUGUUUAAAAAUUUUAAAAGAUAGUCAGAAGGAUGAAAAUCCCACUUGGAAAAUGCCCCAUGCUGUACGUUCACUCCUAUGAAUCAAACUUCUAGAAGGAUUAAAACUGAGGCUACCAGAUGGCUGCAAACACAAUUAUAUGUACAGACCUUCCAAACCUGUUUGGCAAUUGCAAACUAAGGGCAUGCUAAUGUAAUUCUAAUUCAGGCAAAGAGAUAUAAAUGAUAGAGCUCCACUCACCACUAACCACUGGAACGCAGCUACGACUGCUGGCAAUUGUGCUAUUGGAAAAGGCAAAAGAGAAAAAAGACUGACAUUAUAUUGAGCCACUCUUGAAACGCACAUCAUAGUGCUGUAGCCUGCGCUAGACUGUUCCUGGCCACCUUUGAACCUCGGUUUAUUCCCAACACUGGAGUGUUUGGGACACAGGUGCAGUUAUCAACUUAUUUUAUCUUCAGCCUCAGCGCUGGCAAAGCAGUAAUGCUGUGAUCCUGCUUUCUUCGUAAAAUCUAUAGAGAGAUUUGUUUAGGACUUCUGUGUGAUGACAGCACAUAUAAAUAUUACACGAUGAAUCAGUUACCAAUUCUGGUUUUAUUUGCUAAGAGAUCUUUAUCAGUAAAAAAGGGAAAAAAUUAUCUUACCAUCCUACAAGUACAGUGAAGCAACAAAAGUGCUGCUCUGAUCUGAAAGUAAGGUGCUAAAAUACACAACUGGGCCCCAAAGCUCAGGCACGCCCCACAAAAUUACUGUAGCAUUUGUUUCUAAUGCUCCAUGCACCUGCAUCUCAAGGGGAAAGCCUCUGUUUCUGACACCACUGGGGAAGUCAAGAGUUAUAUUUUCUUCACUGUAUGCAAUCAAAGUGUAUUUGAGGACAUGCAUCAGUCUGAAUAGUGCUCAGCGAUGGAGUUGCCUCCAUCCUCAAUGUAAGCGCGCCCGUGGUCAAGGGACCCUGAAUACUGGUCCAGUCCCCAGCAGAAAAUGGACCUGCCUCGGGGUGUCUGUGGUUUUUGGAGAGGAGCCAAAUGUCAUGGCAACCUGCAGCUGCCUCCUCCGGCCAAGUGUCCUGGGGCAUGGGACCCAUCCCACCGCCAGCCCCUGGCCUGCAGCCAGCAAAUGUUCUGCCAGGAAAGUGGUGCAAAUCAUCAGCAGUGCGGUCGUAUCCAUGCCUUCUUAAUGGGCUAAAAACAUCAGAAAGUAUAGAGAGCAUUUUCUAUUUUAAUGAUCAAAAGGGUGUUGCCCGUUAUUCACAGCCUACACACAAGAUGUCAUAAUUUUCAAUUUUUCUAUGCUGAUCAUUCAAUCCAUUUGACAGUUGACCUUCAAGUGGUCAUGGUUUUUCUAUAAAAAAAAAAAAAAAAGAGGGAAAAAAAACAAAGCAAAACGCCCAAUAUUAGCGUAUCAGAAAAGCAAAAGUAAUCCUAAAUGAGGCCAUGAGCUCAUAUGCAAAAGCUGUGAGCAGAGCUGCCUCUGCAGCAGCCAGCUGCUUCCCCAGCAGUGGGAGAAAUCUGGGUUCAGGAGAGCAGCAGGUGGAUGUUUGGGGUGCUGAACAUUGCCCUGCGAACAGCUGCAGCACCAAAGCUGGCACUUUCUGAACAAGUUUCUGCAGCUGUUUCUACACUGUUCAGGAAAUCUCCAGAGCUGAAAUCAGAGGAUGGUAGCAAGUCUUAUAUAAGAUUUUUAGUGUCACCGGUGGAUAUGGGGAUUAGCCAGGGACUAUCGUAACACCCAAGAGGAAUUUCAGCUGAGUGUUGGUCAGAAAAAAUGGCAUUUCUCUGGCCAGCAACAGCCACGGCAGGUUCCAGUGCCUGGCAUCACUCAACAUACUCCCAAAGGGUUGAAUGGUACAGAAAUUACUUAAACAAGCUGAAAGAGCUGGUAGGUUCUAUGAAAUAAAUGCUGCCGUUGCCUGAGUCUGGAAUAACUCAGUUGAAUUGCAGGUAGUAAAUAGCCUAAUUAAGCAGAUGUAAUGACUUUUAAAUGUUUGCUAGAAGUCAAAAGGAGCUGCAUGUAUUUUUCCAGCACAAUUUCAGUUGUGUUUACUGAGUCAAGAAAUGAAAUGAAGCGGCAUAAAUUCUGGUAAAUCAUUGAUCAGAAAGCAUAGAUUUUUACUCUUUCAGAUGCUGUUUCCCAGCAAAACAUCAAACUGGAAUAAAUUUCAAGAUUAAAAUCUAUUUAAUCAAGUGGCAUCUUUUAAAAUGCUUUAAUACUGUGUUGACAGGAACCUUGCCUCCAGUGCAUACCGCAAUUGUAAGUGCUUUUAAUGAAAUGGUCCCGUUUUUGACAUCAGCUCAGGAUAUUUCCACUCUAAGAUCUUUGAAUGAAGAGGACUAAAAGCCAUAUACUAAGCCAAUUAAAUACAGAUCACAUUUCUACUAGUAUGUUAUAUACAGUUUGCAAACAAAAAUGGGUAUUUUUGACUUGGCACCCCUUCAUUCACAGAAGCACAGUUAUGGAGCUGGGAUGCAGAGAGGGCUGAUGUGCAGCCGCAUUACAAAGCGACGCAGAGGUGUUGGUGGAGGAUGUGUAGAGCUGGUAGUUCAUGAGACCAUGGAAGAACUCACUGAUGGUGUUCAGGGUACAUUCCUGUGUGGUUUUAAUGCUGUGAUACGCAACCGAGUCUGAGUUCUGUAUAUCUGGGAGGAAGUCAAAUUCUAGGUGACAUUCAGAUUGUUGCAAUUACGCUAUUACAAAGACUUUUUAAAUAAACAGGAGGAAAAAUGUU
Columba livia (rock pigeon) is the source of this 11657-nucleotide messenger RNA. It is a transcript of the gene KCNK12, whose product is annotated as potassium two pore domain channel subfamily K member 12. The record is from RefSeq and is a predicted model, not a curated record. NCBI's taxonomy places the organism in Eukaryota, Metazoa, Chordata, Aves, Columbiformes, Columbidae. The transcript is spliced from 2 exons. Gene Ontology annotation, biological process: stabilization of membrane potential; potassium ion transmembrane transport. Gene Ontology annotation, molecular function: potassium ion leak channel activity; outward rectifier potassium channel activity. Gene Ontology annotation, cellular component: plasma membrane. The coding region runs from base 181 to 1428 and encodes 415 amino acids.